GCAAUUUCCAGCCUUUGAGACACCUUCAGCAUCUUUUAACUCUCACCAUGUGGAAGGCAGCACUUUUGACCCUCAGCUUGUUGGUGGUACUCGUCGACAGGGUUCGCUCCAAUGAUGGCCAUCCCUCUUUCUAUGGGGUGAAACUGUGUGGAAGAGAAUUCAUACGAGCUGUCAUCUUUACCUGUGGUGGUUCUCGCUGGAGGAGAAGCAUAGGAGACUCAGCUCUUAUUGGGGAAGAAGCGUUUGACCCAUGGGUCAAAAAUCCCAUCCCUCAACUUACCAGUGAGCAGGAUCCUGUGGAGUCCAAAGCAUGGAAAGAUCAAGCGUUGGAUGUGGCAUCUCUGGCUGCUGGAUUCAGCCGCUUAGCUCGCUCCCCAAUCUCAGAGGAGGUGCUCGAGGCUCUACGGAGUGCAGAUAGAAAAGGACGGGAUGUUGUGGUUGGACUGUCCAACGCCUGCUGCAAGUGGGGCUGUAGCAAGAGUGAAAUCAGCUCUCUGUGCUGAACCUAGUUUUUUAAGUUAUGAAUCUUGUGCUGUCACCACUGCAGAGCUCUACUCUUUUCCUAUCUCUAACUUUUCCUAUUCCAUCCAACUGACUGUCCAUGUGUUGACUAUUGAUACAGGAAUGUGAAUGUGUACACAAAAGUUUUUUUCUGUGAUUAUCAGAUUAAUAUAUAUGUUUAAUAAAGCUUUGUGUAAGUGUUGCGAAAGUCUUUCUUGGUCUUGCAAAAGAUACUAUAUUACAUUUCAUGCUCACACUUCCACUUUUCCAAAACCUUGUUUUAGAAACAUAGUUUUGAGAAGGAUUUCAAAAUGAAGGAAGUGGUGGUAACUUUGACUACACAGUGUCCUGAUGUUCUCUGAAUUACAUCUGGUUUCUGUGAAUCUACAGAGGCAUGUAUAGACACCAUAUAUGAGCAGAUUUAUGAAGAACUGACAUCCAGAACAAUAAACGUACAACAUGCUAUCUGUCAGGCUUAUGAUGUUGGGGUUGUGUUGUUUAUUUCAAGGUGUUCAUGGCAUUAUACUCGAUUUCCACCCAAAGUUGAAAUAUCACUGUCAUGUUAAGACAAUGCCAUCAAAUCUGGACUGAACAAACUUCACAGUCGUGGUAUUUGUUGGUGUUCAUGUUAUUGUAUCCACGC
Seriola aureovittata is the source of this 1144-nucleotide messenger RNA. RefSeq names its product relaxin 3b (gene rln3b). NCBI's taxonomy places the organism in Eukaryota, Metazoa, Chordata, Actinopteri, Carangiformes, Carangidae. Gene Ontology annotation, molecular function: hormone activity. Gene Ontology annotation, cellular component: extracellular region. The record is from RefSeq and is a predicted model, not a curated record. The transcript has 2 exons. The coding region runs from base 48 to 503 and encodes 151 amino acids.